Grammomys surdaster is the source of this 3226-nucleotide messenger RNA. It is a transcript of the gene Sap30bp, whose product is annotated as SAP30 binding protein. Lineage: Eukaryota; Metazoa; Chordata; Mammalia; Rodentia; Muridae. The transcript is spliced from 11 exons. Bases 32 to 958 code for a protein of 308 amino acids. The record is from RefSeq and is a predicted model, not a curated record. Gene Ontology annotation, cellular component: nucleus. Gene Ontology annotation, biological process: regulation of DNA-templated transcription.
GACGUGAGCCACACCGUGCUGUGGGAAUAAGAUGGCGGGGAAGAAGAAUGUUUUGUCGUCUCUUGCAAUUUAUGCGGAAUAUUCAGACCCUGAGUCUGAUGGCGAAACUGGAGUCGACGCUGUAGGCGGUGCGGCUGAGGAAAAAGGUGGUUUGGUAUCUGAUGCCUAUGGAGAAGAUGACUUCUCUCGCCCAGGGGGUGAUGAGGAUGGUUACGAAGAAGAGGAGGAUGAGAACAGUAAGCAGUCGGAAGAUGACGAUUCAGAGACUGAAAAACCUGAGGCUGAUGACCCAAAGGAUAAUACAGAAGCAGAGAAGCGGGAUCCCCAGGAACUAGUGGCCUCCUUUUCUGAAAGGGUCCGCAACAUGUCACCCGAUGAAAUCAAGAUCCCACCAGAACCGCCCGGCCGGUGUUCAAAUCACUUACAAGAUAAGAUCCAGAAGCUCUACGAGCGGAAGAUAAAGGAGGGGAUGGAUAUGAACUACAUCAUCCAAAGGAAGAAGGAGUUCCGGAACCCCAGCAUCUAUGAGAAACUGAUCCAGUUCUGUGCCAUUGAUGAGCUGGGCACCAACUACCCAAAGGAUAUGUUUGAUCCCCACGGCUGGUCUGAAGACUCCUACUAUGAGGCAUUAGCCAAGGCCCAGAAGAUUGAAAUGGACAAACUGGAAAAGGCCAAAAAGGAACGAACCAAAAUUGAGUUUGUAACGGGAACCAAGAAAGGAACCACAACCAAUGCCACGGCCACCACCACCAGCACUGCCAGCACAGCUGUCGCAGAUGCCCAGAAGAGGAAAAGCAAAUGGGACUCUGCCAUCCCCGUGACGACAAUAGCACAGCCCACCAUCCUCACCACCACAGCCACCCUGCCAGCAGUGGUCACUGUCACCACUAGUGCUAGUGGCUCCAAGACCACCGUUAUCUCUGCUGUGGGCACCAUCGUGAAGAAGGCCAAGCAAUGACCAGAGGACACCCAGGACUUGGCAGGACUGUGCAGCCCAGUAGCUUCCACCCACUGGGAGGUGCCACUCUGUGUGUAUAGGACUGAGAUGCACUCCCCACAUGCCUUCUAAGAGGAGCCUCUGACAUUCCAGCCGGAAGGACAUUACAGCAGAGGCAAUGGUGUGCAUUGGACAGGAUCUGUCCGUACACCUCUUGGGUCUCACCCAAUUAAAAGUACUGUUUCUUGGGUCCUGGCAUGUCAGGUGCACUGCUCUCCCAUGCUGUGUUCAGACAAACCUGGAGCUCAAGUGCCCGCCCUCUGGAACAGUCAGGAUGCAGUGCUCAGAGGGGCAGCCCAGGGAGCUACCAUGGUCAUCCCAGUGUGUGCCCAGGACGUGGGCAGGUGGGAGCUCAAGGAGGGGCCACACACAUAUCCUUUCCUGUUGUCUAUUUUCCUAUUUUCCUGAUCCUGAAACCAGGUCUCACAAUUCUCAGGCAAUAACAGAGGCCGCUGCUCUCUUGGGUGCAGUUAAACACUCCCCACACUGCUUCUGAUACACACCCAGGCUUUUGAAAUCAGGCCAAUUAGCAGAGGGCUGGGAUGUGAUUCCCAACCUGCCCAGGGCAGGAGCAAAGUGUGGGCACCUGGCCAAGGCCGCCCCAGCCCCUCGGUGCCCAGUGAGUGUGGCCAGCAGGAUCCACGCAGUGGGGGAGAUGAAUCACCUCCGCUCUCCAGGGCGGCAGCUCAUUGUUUAUGUGAAGGCUGAGCUCUUGGGAAGGUCUCUGCCACCCCACCCUUCCUAUGUCGUUAUCUCUACCCGGCAGCAGCCCUGGGUAGCACCAGUGGCCACUCUUGGGGCCCAAACAGAUUCACCAGCCCAAGCUGGAGGGAAAGCUUGUCUUUCGUGCCCUCUGGCAGCUCUCCUCCACACUCAGCGGAAGGGCUGAGUGUCAAAGGAGGAAGUGGGGCUGUGAAGGCUUCCAUGGGACCCACAGAGACACAGCCUCUGAAGUUGUGUUUGGUAUUUGUGUGAUCUGGGGACUGACAAGCUGCCCAUGAAAACCCAGUCACUAUUGUCCCUUACUGUCCCUGACUACACCUUGUGUCCUGAGCACCUUUGGAAAGGUCUACCUUGCAGGGGGCUCAGGACACCCAGGUCUGAGUAGGCAGCUCAGGAGAUGCACUGAGGGCACCAGCACCUCGGCUCUGGAGUCCAGUCUGCAGCAGGCCUGAACCAGUCCCAAGGAGCCUCAGUAACACUUCCUAAGGGCAUCCUGAGGGGUCCGAGAUGGUGAAGCAUGAGUUUCCAAAGCCAAAGCAAGGUCGGCCAUAUCCCCAUCAAGAGCCAGUUAGAUAGGGUCUCCUGUAGCCAAGGCUUUGAAAGUCUGAUCCUCCUGCCUCUGCUCCCCAAGGGCUGGGAUUACGGACAUGAAUCUUCACACUUGGUUUAUAUGGUGUGAGGGAUUGAAUCCAGGACUUCCUGCAUGCUAGGCUAACACCAAGUGAGCUACAUUCCCAUCUCCUACCAGGGGUCUGUGCGGAUGGGAUGCUGAGGACCCGGCUGUUUGCCGGGUGUCUCUAGACUCGCUGCUGCCAGUUCAGUCUUCUUUCUGUAGUUCAGGAUCCAGGCUGAGGGAUUGCAGCCACCCACGUUUAGUGUGUGUCCUCCAGUUAACCUAGUCAGUGCAGUCCUUCACGGGCACGCUCACAAGCUGGAUAAUCCCCACGGGUGUGCCUGGAGGCUUGUCUAAGUGAUUCCAGACAUUGAGUGGGUGCCAACCAUCACAGUGGUGGGGUGUUCAGCACCUCAAGUUGUGGUCACCUGACUCGGUUUGACACACCUUGCACCAGGUUCACUCUGUGACUAGAUUCCUGGCCUACCACCGUUGCCAGUGGUCCUGUGCUGUAGGCCAAGUGUGCAGGCCGCGCUGCUGUUUUGUGACUUACACUUUUAUAUGUUAGGGUUGCCAUCAAACCCGGCCUUCCUGUUCUACCACUGAGCUAAUCAAGUUCCAGGCCCUUCUGAAGAGGAGAGGUGUUGCCCUGUGUACCCCAGACUAGCCUCAAAUGAGUCUCUUGCCCCUGCCUACUAAGUGCUAGAAUUAUAGGUGUACCUCUAUAACCGGUUUGGUUUUGGGGGGACAGGUAAGGAUCGAGACAGAAUUUCUCUAUGUAACAUACCUGGCUGUCCUGGAACAACCUGUGUACAACAGGUUGGCCUUUGAGCUAACAAGAGAUCCUCCUGCGUCUGCCCCCUAAGUGCUGUGAUUAAAGGUGUGCCCCACCA